Molecule: messenger RNA, 498 nt
Organism: Arabis nemorensis
Lineage: Eukaryota; Viridiplantae; Streptophyta; Magnoliopsida; Brassicales; Brassicaceae
Source: the annotation of a GenBank genome assembly
AUGCAGCCGCACACGGACGUCCUAAACUCGUCAGUCUCAUCUCUGAGUCCUUCCAAUUUCCCGAUAUCCUUGCCAUUUCCAAGCAACGGUCAAAACACGCCCUUCUACGGAUUCCAAACCAUUAUAAACAAUCCACAAUCCAUGAGCCUAAGCAGCAACAACUCAACAUCGGACGAAGCAGAAGAGCAUCAGACGAACAAGAUCAUAAUCAAUGAGCGGAAACAGAGAAGGAUGAUAUCAAACAGAGAAUCCGCCAGGAGAUCGCGUAUGAGGAAGCAGAGACAACUUGACGAGCUUUGGUCACAGGUGAUGUGGUUGAGGACAGAAAAUCAUCAGUUGAUUGAAAAGCUUAACAAUAUCUCUGAGUCUCACGACAAGGUUCUUCAAGAAAAUGCUCUGCUUAAAGAGGAAACAACUGAGCUUAAGCAAAUGGUCAGUGAUACGCAGAUUCAAAGUUCUUUCUCUUGCUUCAGAGACAAUAUAAUCCCCAUUGAAUAG